Molecule: messenger RNA, 2493 nt
Organism: Serendipita indica DSM 11827
Lineage: Eukaryota; Fungi; Basidiomycota; Agaricomycetes; Sebacinales; Serendipitaceae
Source: the annotation of a GenBank genome assembly
AUGGACCUCGGUACAAUGGGACGCAAGAUCAAACAACACUCUUAUAUGUCAAAAAAGGCAUUCUCAGACGAUCUGAAUCUCAUUUGGGACAACUGUCUAACCUACAAUACUGAUCCCAACCAUCAUCUUCGUCGAGCGGCACAAAUCAUGCGAAAGAAAGCAGACCAAAUCAUGCGCCGCAUUCCAGAUCGCCAUGAACGCUUUACUCCUAGCAUGAUUGAACGGUUCAAAUUCACUACUCCAGACUCUGCAACAGAGAAGCGAGGCGUUCUCACAAAUGGAAUCAACCAUGAUGGUUUCCGAGUCAAGAGAGAGGGCACACCUACAACCGGUCUGCUACGAGGCGACUCGGUCGUGACAGACCUGACCUCGGGUCCUGGUGCAGCGGAGGAUACUGCCUCUCUUGAUAUUGGUCCAUCGAACGACCAAACAGUCGCUAAACCGAGCGAAGAGGUUCGGUUUGAGGACACCCCCGCUCUGGAGCGCUCAUCAGAGGAUAUGGCGGUGUUUGCGUCCCUCGAUGCACAAUUGCAGGCCCUUCUGGAGAAUUUGAACAUUUCCGACCCAGAAUCUGCGUCGCUGGCUCUCCAGUCAAUGUCUCAAUUCAACAUGGAAGGGGCCGACCUUCACGAGCGAUUGAGGCAGCUGGCAGAAGAAGACGAGGAACCUGGGGUUGGAAGGCCGAAUCUGCCCGAGACUUCAGAUGAAGAGGUAGAGGUGCCUAUACUGGACGUUGUCGUCAAGCGAGAGAAUAGUGUCGAUUCUGCAACUAGCGAAGCUAGCAGGAAACGAAAGCGUCUCGAUACUAUAUCGAACCCUAGAAAACGGAGCAAACGGGAGAGACUGGCCGAGCGAACACUUUUGGAGAAUUGGUGGAUGGCCAUGGCAUCGUCAUCAUUGGCUGCCAAUACUAUCCCCCCCACAUUUGAUUCGGCUCAGAUGCCCAACCCUCUUCACCCAGCCUUCCGGCCAGCCAAUGCUUCAAGCCCCGAUGUCAUGGCCACCAGUCCAUCCAAGUACGCUGAACCACCAAGGAAAAGCAGGACUUUGCAUCGUCUCAUGUCAGAAAAUGUUCGUGUACGCAAGAGGGCGAGAGACAUUGCAAUCAGGAUCGCAGACCAGAUAGAGGAUGAAAAGCAGGGUGUCGAUCCAGAGGAUUUUAGCCCAUUGGUUCCAGCUGAAGCCGAGUCUUCUCACCAGAGCAGAAAACCAUGGGCGCAGCGAGCUGGCCUCCUACACCGGCGUCGCGAGCCCUACUUGGAGACGGAUAUUGGAGCCAUCGAAGCUCAGGAUUGUAUGGAGUCGGUCGCUAUGCUCGUUCUCCAGCAUGCAAACUUUGACAGCUCCUCUGUGAACGCUCUCAGAGUGAUGGGAGACCUCGUUGGACGCUGCAUCGAGAAUCUUGGUCGCUCUCUAAAAUUCUUACAUGAAACGCAUUCGAGAAAGAUGACUGGAGAAGAAAUGGUAUUGCAUGCGUUGUUCGCCAAUUCGAUAAGCAACAUGCACGAGCUCGAGGUGUAUAUCAAGAGCGAUAUUAUCAAAUACGGUGCAUCUCUCUCUAAUACUCUGACCUCUCUCGAGGAAGUGGCCGCGAAGAGGGAUGAGCCCGUCGACGAAGAUGCCAUUUUCAGGGAUGACGUAGAGGUCAUGGACGCUUUGGGACCUCUAGGCGAAGACAUAUACGGAUUCAGAGAUCUCGGACUUGAUACAGAGCUAGGUCUCAAAAGCCUCAGCGUUCCAAAGAAGCUACUCAGACCGAAGGCCAAAGCGGUCGCAGCUGCAGAGGGCGCCGAUCGUGAGGCAGUCAAGUAUCCUCCACCACCUUCAUACUUGCCCUUGGAGACACAACGAAUUGGGGCCCAGAUUGGUUUGCUUCGUUCAUACUACGAGACGCGAGUCUUGGCUCUCAUCCCACCGCCACCACCUCGACCAGUAGUGCCGGUACUCGCCGCUCCUGUUGUUCCUCGUCCACCUACUCCGCCUGCACCCGUCCCUACCGAGAGUGUUCCGGCAGAAUCAUCCUCACCUCAAACUCAGCCUCAGGAAGCUGCUCCUACCUUUGAUCCGUACAACCCAUCUGCACUUUUCAUUCAAGUACCCAAGUCCACACCAACAACUGCAUCUGCACCACCGAAAGCGCCGUCGCCCGUCAGGUCUGCAGAGAUGGAGCUUAUGCCCAUUGACGGAACAGCCGGCGCGGUUAUUCCCCUGGCUGAGCCACCCGUUCCAGCGGAGAUACCUCCCAUCCUCGAAGACGAUGUGCCAGAUCCUAGCCGUGUCAAAGUGGGUCCACUGGGCCAGAUUCAAGUACCCUCGGCGGCAACAGUGGCGAAGCAGAAGCGACAGCAUAAGGCUGCUGCUCAAGCAAAGGCUGCUGCUGCGGCUCCUCCUGGAACGCCUGUCGCAGCUCCUCUACAGUCGCCGGUCUCUGCGAGCAAACCUAAGAAAGUCACGCCAAAGAAACCCAAGCCAGCCACCGUCCCGUCUUCAUGA